CAAAUUUCGAGCACACCCCGCAACAACACCACACAAUCGAUAGAAGGCCAAGAUGGGAGAUAUUCUGCUGCGAUUCCUUCGCACGACUUUGCCCGAUGAGCUCGCUGCAGUACUCCAAGAUGUUCUGAAAGCGACAGAAAGCGCCGACCUUGUUACACUGAGUCAACUACCAGACGUUCAGAUCCUAUUGGGUCACCAAGACAACGAUGCAACCAGGAAUGUCAAGAAAGAAAACUUCGCAUUAUGGAGCGAUUACAUUUUCCACCGACUAGGCUUGUUAUUCCCAUUUCGGACUGAAGAGGAGGGGACACCAAUCAAAGAAACAUUGCAGUACCGCGUUCAUCUGCUAUGGGCAGUAGCUGUCGCAUCACUGAAUGCCUUUGUGCAGUCGACCGUGACUGGACCGCCGCUGUCGUAUAAGCCUUCUGAUGUUCUGUUUACCAAAGAUGUGUCUGGAGACGCCAUCGCAGUCCGUAAGCUUCAGCAAGAAUUGAUCGCGUCACUCAGCUUGGAUGGAAUCGCUGCAUACAAGCUUACCCCGAACAUUGAGUUAUUGUGUUUGGCAGACACCAUCCUAAUCAACCCGAUCUUCCAGAAGUUCAUCCCGCUAUCAACAUGGGCGCGCUUGAGGGUAAGCUUCACGUAUCAAAGGUUGCUCAGUGAGCCUGCCCCAAGCUUGCAAACCACAAUUUACGACGAUUUGCAAGACGUUGAAAAGUUGGUCAAAAACUCUGGCGAAGACCAAACAAUUCCGGAUCUGCUUCCAAGCUUCCUGUUAGAGAGAGCAGCUGUACACACGCAUCACGGCCUGGACAAGCAAGCAAGAGCCGAUUUGGACCAGGCGACCGCGGAGCGCAAGUUUGAGUUUGCGUUGACUGGUUUGAUGGGAAAGAGGACAAAGUUCCAGCAGAAAGACACCAGCCAAUUGCUUGUGCUGGCCAGAAGCGCAGGAACAGAAGUAAAAGCUUCAAGUACAGAAGCGUCAGGACCGAAAGCGCUGGAUCUGAACGAUGACACGCUACACGAGACGAUCCAGUUCACAGAAAAGGUUGCGUCUAUGGAUAUCCAGGAUGAAUCCAAGCUGCCACCCGGCCUUGCAAACUUGGAGCCUGCCAAUCAGCCGCUUCUAGAGCCGUUGGAUUCCGUGAUCUUACUUUCGCUGGCUGAGAGCAUUAAGAACACCAACCCGGUCGACGGCAUUACAAGAGAGCAGACAGUUCCCUACGCCGAACGUGUUCUUGAAGGCGGUUCCUCAAACUGGCAGGUCUAUACACAUGCCUUGCUUGUGCGCAGUAGGAUCGAGGGUUACAAAACUAGGACGAUGGAACGUGGACUUCUUCAACUUCAGGCGCUUGUAGACCAAGUCAUUGCUGAGACUUCUGGAGAGGCGACUUCGGAUGCAGAGACAGGCGAGAAAGUGACCGCCUUCUUGCCAGGCGCAAAAGAAGGGGAAUCGGCACCAGUAGAAGACCGUCUGAAGUACGUCUUUGCUCUCUGCUCGCCGUCAAGAUGGGAGCUUGAGGCUGAACUUGCUGCUCGCUGGGUUCAUAUCGGUGGUUUACGCUCUGCUCUCGAUAUCUAUGAGCGAUUGGAGAUGUGGGCCGAGGCAUCACUCUGCUACGCUGCUACAGACAAGGAGGAAAAAGCACGCCGUAUGAUUCGGAGACAGCUCUUCCAUGCUACCUCCGGCGACGACACAACUGCAGAUCUUGACUCAGAUACAUGGGAGGGCGCGGCACGAAGCCCACCGCCUACCGAAGCCCCCCGUUAUUACUGCAUUCUCGGCGAUCUCGAUAGCGACCUCGCUAUGUACGAGAAGGCAUGGGAAGUGUCUGGCAAGCGUUAUGCCCGUGCCCAACGCUCCCUUGGUCAACGUUAUAUCACGCAACGAGAUUAUGAGAAGGCCGCAGAAGCAUAUCAGUUGGCGAUCAAGUGUAACGCCCUCAAUCACCCGGCGUGGUUUGCCUUGGGAUGCGCAUAUCUUGAGUUGAAGCAGUUCAAGAACGCUGUGGAAGCAUUCAGCCGCUGUGUCCAACUGGACGAGACAGAUGCUGAAGCAUGGUCCAACUUGGCUGCGUCACUUCUUCACUUGCGUCCCAAGACGCGAACACCAGAAGAGGAGGCGGCAGAAGGUAAGGUCACAUCUCAGCCUCGUACCGACGCCCUGAAAGCCUUCAAACGUGCUGCAACACUCAAGCACGACAACUACCGGAUCUGGUCCAACGUUCUUGCUGUCGCCGCAUCUACAGACCCACCCAGCUUCGCCGACAUCGUCACCGCGCAGCGCCGCAUCUGUGAGCUCCGCGGUUCCACCGACGGCGAGAAAUGCGUCGACGAUGAGAUCCUGGACCUGCUCAUCAAACACCUUGUGCAAACUAAGCCAGACACUGGUCUGGACCUGAGCACCCCCGGCGUGCCCCGCCUCACCAGCGAGCUUAUCGAGAAACACAUCAAGCCACUCAUCACAUUCAGCCCCAAACUUUGGGCCGUGCUGGCGACACUGUAUAUGCACAGCGGUCGCCCGACAAGCGCACUCGAGUGCCACGAGAAAGCGUGGCGCGCAGUAACAAGCCAGCCGAAGUGGGAGGACCAGGAUGAGAAAGUGUGGACCGCAGUUGCGCAGCAGACGAUCGACCUUGUUGAUGCGUACGAGACGCUUGGGCCGCGAGACAGGACUGAGGGGCUCGCGGCGGGAAGUGGCGAGUUGGUCGCAAAGGACUGGAAGUUUAAGGCGCGCAGCGCGAUUCGUAGCGUAAUGGGCAAGGGCAAGGAGAUGUGGGAGGAUAGCAAGGGGUGGGAGCUGCUGACUGAGCGUAUGGAAGAGUUGAAGAGUGCAUAGAGAGAAAAGUGCUGAAAGCCAAUUAUACCACAUUUUACUGCAUUGCUGGGGUCGCUUUCUUUAGUCAUGGUUUAGGGCAUUUGACAAAAUAGAGGAGUAUGUAAACCCUCCGAAUUAGUAAAUUUCGGAAAAUGAUGACGAGAAAUCAACGAAGAUGAGUA
Boeremia exigua is the source of this 3000-nucleotide messenger RNA. RefSeq lists its product as uncharacterized. The coding region runs from base 53 to 2839 and encodes 928 amino acids. Gene Ontology annotation, molecular function: protein binding. The record is from RefSeq and is a predicted model, not a curated record. The transcript has a single exon. NCBI's taxonomy places the organism in Eukaryota, Fungi, Ascomycota, Dothideomycetes, Pleosporales, Didymellaceae.